This is a messenger RNA of Postia placenta MAD-698-R-SB12, 489 nucleotides long. RefSeq lists its product as hypothetical. The record is from RefSeq and is a predicted model, not a curated record. The annotation marks the transcript as partial. The transcript is spliced from 3 exons. NCBI's taxonomy places the organism in Eukaryota, Fungi, Basidiomycota, Agaricomycetes, Polyporales, Adustoporiaceae.
GAUACCAAACAGACACGUAACCUCACAUACCUUAUUAGAACGCCGAAUGAGGGCGAAGAGGUCCUCAUUCGAGAGGCCGUUCACGACGGUUGGAGGAAGCUGCGCGAGAUCACUGUUCCAACCGACGUUCCUGACCUCGAGGCUCUUGACGUCGAACUGAACGUCAAUGCUCUUGUCUGGGUCGGGCGGGAGCUCGACGGCCUGCGCGAUGACAUCUGUGUCGGCCUGGAUAAGGGGAUUGCCAUCUGGCGCGGUAGCAAGAUUCUCCGUCGGUUCGAAUCGAGCGUCGGGUUUGUCGACGGGACUCUAGAGAAAUGGGCUCCAGAACUCGGGGCCAAGUGGCAGUCUAAACAGAAAGGGUCGACUGUAGCUUCGCGCGCACUGAGCCCAGGUCACCGCGACACCGCUCGAGAUCCACUUUCGCUGCGCGUGCCGCAUGUCGGUGGUCCUAAGUCGCGCAGUAUCGAUUCUGUGAAGACUUGCGCUUGA